This is a messenger RNA of Coturnix japonica (Japanese quail), 1617 nucleotides long. NCBI's taxonomy places the organism in Eukaryota, Metazoa, Chordata, Aves, Galliformes, Phasianidae. The record is from RefSeq and is a predicted model, not a curated record.
GGCAGAGCAGCACCCAUAGCCCUACACUCUUGGUGCUGGCUAUGGGGCAGAGCAGGCCAGGCAUGCGCGUGGGGCCGUGGACAGGCUGCAGCACGCUGCACCGAACCCAGCCCUGCGGUGGCAGCCCCGGCUCCCGGCUGUGGCCAGCAAUGGAGCAGCCAGCACCCAUCGCCCAACCCUGGGGCGUCGGGAGGGCUGGGAGCCACAGGGUGCCACCGAAUCCAUGGGGAGGGGAUGGAGCAGUGAGGUGCCAACCCAGCAGGCUGGGAAAGAAGGGGAUUGGGGCUGGUGGGGUUUGGGGUUCCCCCUUAUUUCUAUACCCACCCCACGUUCCGGGUUGGCGUUGGUUGGUUGGUUGCAGAAGGGUUAAUAGCUUGUAUGUGUGUUCUGGGAAGCGGGGCUGGGAGGUGCGUGACCCGGGGUGUGGGCGUCGACUCCCUUUUGAGGUGGGAUCCGAGAGAGAGAGAAGAGAAAGAAAAAGAGCUGAAGUGCAAAGCAGGGGAGCCAAGUUCACACAGCAGCACCCUGCACCCUCCCUGUGUCGGCUGGAGCAGCGCCCCGGCCACGCGGCCAUAGGCGCCAGGUGAGGACGAUGGCGAGCCCCGAGGACGACCUGAUCGGCAUCCCCUUCCCCGAUCACAGCAGCGAGCUGCUGAGCAGCCUGAACGAGCAGCGGCACCUCGGGGUGCUGUGCGACGUCACCAUCAAGACUCAGGGCUUGGAGUACCGCACUCACCGCGCCGUGUUGGCCGCCUGCAGCCGCUACUUUAAGAAGUUAUUUGCGGGACAGGGACCUGGGCAGGAGGUUUGCGAGCUGGACUUUGUAGGACCGGAGGCUUUGGGGGCUCUUUUGGAGUUCGCUUACACCGCCACGUUGACCAUCAGCAGCUCCAACAUGGGUGAGGUGCUGCAGGCAGCCCAACUGCUGGAGAUCCCGUGCGUUAUCGCCGCCUGCGCCGACAUCCUGCAGUGCCACGGUUUGGAAGCUCCCGGUCCCGAUGAUGACGAUUGUGAACGAGCCCGUCGUUACCUGGAGGCUUUUGCCACCCUCCCCGACGGGGACCCCCCAGCAGCUCCCCCCGCCCGCCCCGCAGCCCGUCGUAGCAAGAAAACCCGCAAAUUCCUACAGGCGAGGGGGGCCCGCAUCAAUAACCACAACGAGGAGCCGCCCGCUGAGGCCGAAGGCUCCCGCAGCCCCCUGCCCGCCCCGCAGCCCCCAUCCCCGCCCCCGAUGCCCGAGGGGUUGGCGCAGCCCUACGAGGCUUUCGAUGUAGCCGAGGAGGAGGAGCUGCCCCCGCACGCUUUCCCCUUCCCUUAUCAGAUGUCCCCCGAGGAAGGUGGUUCGGACGACGAUGUGAUCGAUCCCGAUCUAAUGGCUUAUCUGAGUUCGCUGCAUCACGAGGCGCUGGCGCCCGGGCUGGAUAGUCCCGAUAAAUUGGUUCGGAAAAGGAGAUCCCAAAUGCCCCAGGAAUGUCCCGUGUGUCACAAAGUCAUUCACGGCGCCGGCAAACUGCCCCGGCAUAUGCGCACUCACACGGGGGAGAAGCCGUUCGCCUGCCAAGUGUGCGGCGUGCGCUUCACGCGGUGAGUGAUGCCGGGUCCCCCUGUGUGCCCAUG